Messenger RNA from Onychomys torridus (southern grasshopper mouse), 2532 nucleotides. It is a transcript of the gene Rcbtb2, whose product is annotated as RCC1 and BTB domain containing protein 2. NCBI's taxonomy places the organism in Eukaryota, Metazoa, Chordata, Mammalia, Rodentia, Cricetidae. The record is from RefSeq and is a predicted model, not a curated record. Gene Ontology annotation, molecular function: protein binding.
CAAGGGCCGGGCGGAGGCCUCACCCUGCGCCGGCCCGGGUGCGCAGCCGCUGCGGGGGCUGGGCGCGCCUCCAUCCCACCCAGGCCGCAGGCCGCAGGCCCCGGCGCGCACGCGCGAGCCCGUGGGCGAGGUCGAGGGCGCGGUUCUGGGUUCGCGUCCCUCUCCCCCGGGCCCGGGGACCGCGCGGCGUUGCGCAUGCGCGCAGGCCUGGCCUAGGGUCCAUUUUGGCGUCGGCGACGGUGCUAGGAUUCCCGGUUCCCCGCUCGCGGUGGGGAGAGGAGGGAGGGCUGACCCCCCUCCUCCCCGGGGGCGGGAGCGGGUGUCUCCAGCUCCGGGGGUGCGCGCGCUAGCCGUGCUGUUUGCAGGUCUUUCCGCCCGGGACCGAGGGGCGGCUCACUUUCCAGGCCUUUGGUCGCCAAGUGGAGGGAUGGCGGGGAAGGCCUGGCUCUGCCUGCAAGAGCCGCCCCGAGAUUUGCAGCCUGCCACUGGGGCGCUCCUCCGGCCGGAAGUGGAGGGGUUUGGAGGUGGAAAACUUGCCCAGUGCCCCCUCCUUGGCGGAGAUGGCACUUCCGCCUGAGUUGAAGACAGGGUUAGAGCCGCCCUUUUGCCGUUGUUCUUUACAAGUCCUGUGAACUUUUCUAGAAGACAGCUUUACAACGAUCUAGAAGGACCAAAUUUGGGGCUCCAGAACUCUCCAGCAACCAGGGACUGCACAGGACUGAGUCCAUAUGGAAGAAGAACUGCCUGGUUUCUGUGGAGAAAGUGGCCAGCCAGUACAGACUACCCUGUCAUCCUUGAAGAUGUUAGAUGUGGGAAAGUGGCCCAUUUUUUCCCUGUGUUCUGAGGAAGAAGUGCAGUUGAUUCAUCAGGCUUGUGUCUUAGGCAGUGCUGGCAAUGAAGUUUUAUACACUACACUCAACAAUGAGAUUUUUGUGCUCAGCACAAAGUGCAGUAGCUGUCUGGGGGUAGGUGACAUUCAGAGCACCAUUGAGCCUCAGAGAUCGGAUUCUUUAACUGGCAAAAAGAUAGCCAGCCUCAGCUAUGGGAAUGGCCCACACGUCAUUCUUGCAACAACAGACGGAGAAGUCUUUACCUGGGGUCACAAUGCUUAUAGCCAGCUGGGUAAUGGGACAACAAAUCAUAGCUUAGUGCCCUGCCAUAUCUAUACUAAUUUGUCAAGUAAAUAAGUUAUUGAGGUUGCCUGCUGGUCUUACCAUUCUUUGGUCCUAACAUCUGAUGGAGAGGUAUUUGUCUGGGGUUAUAAUAACUCUGGGCAGGUAGGCUCUGGAUAGACCACUAAUCAGCCCAUUCCUCGAAGAGUCACUGGAUGUUUGCAGAAUAAAAUAGUUAUGAACAUAGCAUGUGGGCAAAUGUGUUCCAUGGCCAUUGUGGACACUGCAGAGGUCUAUGUCUGGGGUUACAAUGAGAAUGGACAGCUGGGUCUGGGCAGCAGUGGCAACCAGACAACCCCCUGUAGAGUGGCAGCCCUGCAAGGCAUCUGUGUCCAGCGGGUUGCCUGUGGCUAUGCACACACGUUAGUGUUGACAGAUGAAAGUCAAGUGUAUGCUUGGGGUGCAAAUUCUUAUGGCCAUUUGGACACUGGCAAUAAAAGUAACCAGUCCUACCCUACCCCUGUUGUUGUGGAAAAGGACAGGAUCAUAGAGAUUGCAGCCUGUCACUCUGCCCACACCUCUGCUGCCAAGACCCAGGGUGGGCACAUGUACAUGUGGGGGCAGUGCCAGGGCCAGUCAGUGAUUCUUCCCCACCUCACCCACUUCUGCUGCACCUAUGACAUGUUUGCCUGCUUUGCCACGCCUGCUGUCACCUGGCGCCUCCUCUCCGUGGAACCUGAUGACCACCUCACUGUGGCUGAGUCACUGAGGAGGGAGUUUGACAACCCUGGCACUGCAGACCUCAAGUUUCUGGCUGAUGGAAAACACAUUUAUGCUCACAAAGUCCUUCUCAAAAUUAGGUGUGAGCAUUUUCGUUCUUCAUUAGAAGACAGUGAAGAUGAUAUUGUAGAAAUGAGCGAGUUUUCAUAUCCUGUGUUCUGAGCUUUCCUGGAAUACCUAUACACAGAUAACAUCAGCCUAUCUCCUGAGGAGGCAGUAGGAUUGCUAGAUCUGGCCACAUUUUACAGUGAGACUAGGCAGAAACAGCUCUUUCAGCAAACUAUCAAGCAAGGGAUCUGUGAGGAGAACGCUAUUGCUCUGCUCUCUGCUGCUGUGAAGUAUGACGCUCAGGAUUUAGAAGAGCUCUGCUUCAGAUGUUGCAUAAAUCAUCUGACUAUAGUAACACAAAUUUCAGGGUUUGCAGAAAUGGACCACGAUCUUCUGAAGAACUUCUUCAGCAAAGCCAGCAGAGUUGGAGCCUUUAAGAUCUGACCCCUAACAUGGAAAGGAAUUCCUUCCCACUUUACCCCUGCAAAAAUAAAUAAACAAACAAAACAUUAAAAAGAAUAAAAGCCAUUGAUGAACAACAUCUCUGUAAUUAACAGUGUUGAGAGUUACAUCUGACCAAAUUCUGUGUUCU